AUGUUCUGCAUCAGGCACAUCGGGUCCAACUUCUUAAGGAGGUUUAAGGCUUCGUAUUUGCAUAAACUUGUGGUUAAUACAGGAUAUUCGAGGACGGAACAGGAGUACAACAAGAACUACCAAAGGCUUCAAGAGCGAGGUGAGGCAUACAUGCACUGGUGUGAUGAGAUCGGUGUUGAUAGAUGGGUGUUGGCAUUCGACGGGGGUCAUCGUUGGGGACAUAUGAUGACAAACUUGGUAGAGUGCAUAAAUUUUGUCCUAAAGGGUGCACGCAACCUUCCUGUGACUGCCAUUGUUAGAUCUACUUUCUAUCAGCUGAAUGAAUUGUUUACUCGAAAGAGCGCCGAGGCUCAUGAGCGUGUCCGCAAUGGAUUCACGUAUUCAGAAUUUGCCACCAAAAGAGUAGAAGAAAGUUUUCGACGUGCAGGAAGCAUUGUGGUCAAUCGGUUCGACAGGCGCAACGAGGUGUUUGAGGUUCGCGAAAUGCCAGAUGGUUCCAUUUACACUAUUAAUCUCGCACAACGACACUGCGACUGUGGCCAUUUCCAAGUCGAGCGACUUCCAUGUCGCCACGUCCUUGCAUGUUGCGCUAACCAGCGUCUUGAUUGGCAAGUAUAUGUGCAUGAUGUGUACAAGAUGUCCAAAAUUUGCAAGGUCUAUAGAGGCGAGUUUGUCCCGAUGGGUGACCCAUCUACGUGGGCUCCAUAUGAAGGAGCGAAGGUGAUCGCGAACUGGACAUUGAGGCGCACAAUCAAAGGAAGACCCAAAUCAACCCGCUACUUGAAUGAGAUGUAUUCGCGUGACAUGCGUGGUUCUCGCCGGUGUACUACAUGUGGUAAGGAGGGACAUAGCCGGAGCCGAUGUCCACAGCACGCAGGUCCAAGCUCUACCGGGGGUCAAUCGUGA
Molecule: messenger RNA, 906 nt
Organism: Arachis ipaensis
Lineage: Eukaryota; Viridiplantae; Streptophyta; Magnoliopsida; Fabales; Fabaceae
Molecular function (GO): nucleic acid binding; zinc ion binding
Source: RefSeq, a predicted model, not a curated record